Sphaerulina musiva SO2202 is the source of this 509-nucleotide messenger RNA. RefSeq lists its product as uncharacterized. Gene Ontology annotation, molecular function: methylated-DNA-[protein]-cysteine S-methyltransferase activity. The record is from RefSeq and is a predicted model, not a curated record. The transcript is spliced from 2 exons. Gene Ontology annotation, biological process: DNA repair. The coding region runs from base 129 to 509 and encodes 126 amino acids. NCBI's taxonomy places the organism in Eukaryota, Fungi, Ascomycota, Dothideomycetes, Mycosphaerellales, Mycosphaerellaceae.
CAUCAUCAUCAUCAUCGCCCAGCUCGAACUUAGCAAAGACUGCUAAUGCAGAGGAUGGCGAGCAUGUUGAGCCCGGCGGAACAAGAGAGACCACCACAGGUACUGAAAAGAACGAAGCAGAUAUAAUAAUGUCUUCUGUACAAGUGCAACGAAUCGAGGACUCGAAUAUGACCGCCUUCAAGAAGCAAAUCCUAAAAAUGUUAAUGCAAAUUCCGAGGAGCAGGUACUCCACUUAUGGGGCCAUGUCGGAUCACUUGAGUACAGUAUCCUCGAAGAAGACCUGCGCUCGAGCCGUUGGUAGUGCUAUUAAGAACAAUCCCUUUGCCCCUGAGGUACCUUGUCACCGUAUUCUUGCCGCAGAUGGCACGUUGGGCGGCUUCAAGAGCGGAGGCUGGGGCGAAAGUGGCAAGUUUGCCAACGAGAAGCAUAAGCUGCUCCAAGAAGAAGGCGUCAAAUUCGAUUCUAAUCACAAGGUCAAGGGACCUCCGUUUCGAGACUUCAAGACAUGA